AUGACGACCAAAGUGCCGCAAACACUUGUCAGCAACCACCGUCACACCGAGAUGGCGAUUCAACAAGGCAUCACUCCCAAUCGGCCCUUGAGCACAGGCUUCUGGGAACAGCCGGACAUCUCCUUGUGCGCAUCCUCUCACACGCGCGUCAAGCAUCCCCAAACGCAUUUUCUGUGGCUCAACAGACUCGCAAUAGGCAUGAAAUUCGAUGCCAUCUGGAUAUCUCCUGUUGUGGCACAACUGCCGCAGAUGACGGGUGACGGGGAGGCGUAUACUGCCUACUGGCAGCAGGACUUGUACGCUCUCAAUCCAAAAUUUGGCACCGAGCAGGAUCUUAAGGACCUUAUAGGUGAGGUGCAUGCUAGAGGCAUGCUGCUGAUGCUGGACAUUGUCGUCAAUCAUAUGGGGUAUGCAGGCAUCGGCUGGGCCGAUGUGGAUUACUCCAUCUUCAACCCUUUCAACGACGCAAAGUAUUUCCAUCAAUUUACGCCGAUACAGGAUCCCAAGAAUCAGACGGAGGUCGAGGUAGGCUGGCUAGGCAGCCCAACUGUCUCUCUGGCCGACUUGAAAACAGACGACCCCGAGGUCAGGCAGAUGUACGGUGACUGGAUCGAACAGAUGGUUUCGAACUACAGCAUAGAUGGCUUACGUAUUGACACAUCGAUCAAUGUCGAAGCCGACUUCUUCCCCGGCUUCAUGCAGCGGGCUGGCGUGUUCGGAACAGGCGAAGUAAUGAUGGGCGACGACUCUCUGGCCUGCCGCUGGAGUCGCUCAAUCGGCAGUAUCCUGAACUAUCCAAUCUACUACACACUCACGCGAGCCUUCCAGUCCUGCGAAGGCAGUAUCAACGACCUUGUCGAAACGAUCAACAGCGUUAAGAACAAUUGCCACGAUCCGACUGCCAUGGUCUCUUUCUCCGAGAACCACGACGUGCCCAGAUUCCGGAACUACACCUCAGACAUGGCUCGAGCCAAGAACAUGAUCACUUACACGAUCCUAACAGAUGGUAUCCCAGUCAUCUACCAAGGCCAAGAACAACACAUGAAUGGCGAUAUCAGUCCCUACAUGAAUAGAGCACCACUCUGGGAAGCAGGCUACAACACCACUUUUACCUUAUACCAACACAUCGCCACCCUGAACCAAUUCCGACAACACGUCAUCGGCACAAGCCCAAACUACACGACCUCCCUAAACGAAGUAAUCUACCAAGACCUCCACUCCCUAGCCAUGCGCAAAGGCCCCUCCGGAGACCAGGUAAUCACAGUCCUAAACAACAACGGCAUAACAUCCGCCUACUUCUCCCUCCCAAUCGGGGGCCACGACUUCCCACCCGGCACCCAACUCACCGAAAUCUUGACCUGCGCCACCAUGACAGUCAAUGACACAAGCUUUUUGAACGUCGAGAUGUUCGCGGGGACACCCAAGAUCCUUUACCCCUCGCAUUUACUCCAGAACUCCUCCCUCUGCGGCAAAGGAGUCGAUGGCGGUCCGGAGCCUUUACCUUCGUGCACGACCGUGACGACGAAGGUCCCGACCGCGAUUUCUGGACAUCCGACUGUGGUGCCGACGACGGAGAUCGUGCCUGUUUCUGCUUCUGCUUCGACGACGGAGUCGAGUGGACACCCGAAGCAUAUGCAUAAAGCACUCGGACAGGGACAAGCGCUCUCCCCACCAGGGCACAUAGCCGUCGGCGCCGCUGCUGCGGCUGGUGCUGUAGCGGCCGGGGUGUUACAAGCUGGAUAUUCUGGGGCGGCGGAUAUGUUGCAGGGUGGGCAUUAG
Messenger RNA from Recurvomyces mirabilis, 1779 nucleotides. RefSeq lists its product as uncharacterized. Gene Ontology annotation, molecular function: alpha-amylase activity; calcium ion binding. NCBI's taxonomy places the organism in Eukaryota, Fungi, Ascomycota, Dothideomycetes, Mycosphaerellales, Teratosphaeriaceae. The transcript is spliced from 2 exons. The record is from RefSeq and is a predicted model, not a curated record. The coding region runs from base 1 to 1779 and encodes 592 amino acids. Gene Ontology annotation, biological process: carbohydrate catabolic process.